This is a messenger RNA of Suillus subaureus, 1296 nucleotides long. RefSeq lists its product as uncharacterized. The coding region runs from base 1 to 1296 and encodes 431 amino acids. Gene Ontology annotation, molecular function: protein binding. NCBI's taxonomy places the organism in Eukaryota, Fungi, Basidiomycota, Agaricomycetes, Boletales, Suillaceae. The record is from RefSeq and is a predicted model, not a curated record. The transcript is spliced from 4 exons.
AUGUCCACCAGCAGAAACGUCACCCCCACCGAAGACGAAGUCAGAAAAGCGGCUGUCGAGCUGAAAAAAGGCAACCCCGCCUCUGGCGUCGCCAAAGUCCACAGCUUCUUACUUGACGCAAAUCCAUCAUGGACGGUCAGCGAAAAACGCAUCCGAAAGAUCUUGCAGAGUGAAGGACUCGUCAGAUCGGACGCUGGGACGCCCAAUAGUACAACCAACACCAUCCAUCCAUCUUUUCGCCUCAAUCAAAGUCUUGAUGUCAACAAGUGGACCAGUAGGGUGGAAGUCAAGUACUUUGACGCGAUCAAGGGCAAGGGUCUCGUCGCUAAAGAAAAUAUAGCAAAAGGAGAUGUUUUAUGGAGAGAGGAUCCCUUCAUCCUGGCCCCAGAAUGGGAGAUCUAUGAUCUCCAGCACGCAUCGGAGGCAUGCUCCCUCUGCUCGUCCAUCAUCCGCGACCACUCCCCGUUGCAUAUAUCCUGCGAGGCCUCCACAACUGCAACUCCCUGCACAGCAAGAUACUGCAAUAGGCUCUGUCGCCUACAGGCAGAAAAAGUGCACCCUCUCCUAUGUUCCGCACGCAAUCCCGCGUCUGUACCACUCCUUGCCUUCGCAAGAGAUGCACAAUGGAUGGCCCUGCAUGCUCUCGCGCAGUGUACCAGCCGACUUUUACUGGUUUCUCAGCAAGAUGCUGCGACAUUCGACCUGGAGUGGGAUGUAGUCCAGGGCCUUGCUGAGCUUGGGAUGGAAGAACGUGCUCAGUGUCUUCGCGAGCAAGGAUUGGAGCCCGAUCGUAAAAAUUGGCGGAGAGCCUUUGAGUUGUACUUGCAAGCAUUUAAAGAGCCUCGGACACCUGCAGAACAGAAAAAACUAGCACGCUGCCUGAAAAAGCCAAUUCCCGAAGAGCUACAGAAAUUUACUUUCGAAUAUCAGGCCUUCUUACGUGGCUUGGGACGCAUGAGUCUCAAUCUGGAGGCCCAUGGUGGACUGUACAGACUGCACUCUCACCUUAACCACAGUUGCACUCCCAACAUCUCAAUAAGGCACUUGGACCAACGCACCGCGCUCUCACGCAUCACAGUGAUCGCAAAGGAGGACUUCGAAAUAGGACAGGAGCUCCUAAUCACAUACACUAACCCCAAGAGCAGUCUCAGGGAUCGACGCCGGAGAUUAUCAGAAUGGGGAUUCGGACCUUGCCGGUGUGAGCGCUGUGUUACCGAAGAGAAGGAAUCGGAUAGCAACACCCAGGAAACAGAUGAUCUCGUAGAUCAGCUCAAAGCCGGCCUAGGAGUGUUAUAG